Phyllostomus hastatus (greater spear-nosed bat) is the source of this 2133-nucleotide messenger RNA. It is a transcript of the gene SLC5A10, whose product is annotated as solute carrier family 5 member 10. Gene Ontology annotation, molecular function: D-glucose:sodium symporter activity. Bases 104 to 1888 code for a protein of 594 amino acids. Gene Ontology annotation, biological process: transmembrane transport. Lineage: Eukaryota; Metazoa; Chordata; Mammalia; Chiroptera; Phyllostomidae. Gene Ontology annotation, cellular component: plasma membrane. The record is from RefSeq and is a predicted model, not a curated record. The transcript is spliced from 15 exons.
CGGUCUUGCUUGGUUUAAUGAUCAAUUUAUCCCCGCUGGGAGGUCACAUUAGACCUGGUUUGGCCCUCAUUCCCUCGGGCUCCGAGAAGGCACCUGCUGCAGGAUGGCGUUGGACAACUCCACCGGCGACCCUCAUGUGCCUUGGGCACAGCUGAGCUUGGCUGACAUCAUCGUCAUCACAGUGUACUUCGCCUUGAAUGUGGCCGUGGGGAUAUGGUCCUCCUGUCGAGCCAGCAGGAACACAGUGAGUGGCUACUUCCUGGCCGGCCGGGACAUGAUGUGGUGGCCGAUUGGAGCCUCCCUCUUUGCCAGCAGCGAGGGCUCAGGCCUCUUCAUUGGACUGGCAGGCUCAGGUGCAGCUGGAGGCCUGGCUGUGGCAGGCUUUGAGUGGAAUGCCACAUACGUGCUGCUGGCCCUCGCAUGGGUGUUUGUGCCUAUCUACAUCUCCUCAGAGAUUGUCACCAUGCCUGAAUACAUUCAGAAGCGCUACGGAGGCCAGCGGAUACGCAUGUACCUGUCUGUCCUGUCCCUGCUGCUGUCUGUCUUCACCAAGAUAUCGAUCGACCUGUAUGCGGGGGCUCUCUUUGUGCACAUCUGCCUGGGCUGGAACUUCUACCUGUCCACCAUCCUCACUCUCGCCAUCACAGCCCUAUACACCAUCGCAGGAGGCCUGGCUGCUGUGAUCUACACAGAUGCCCUGCAAACGCUCAUCAUGGUGGUGGGGGCUGUUAUUCUCACUGUGCAAGCUUUUGACCGGAUUGGUGGGUAUGAGCAUCUGGCGGCAGCCUACAGCCAGGCUGUCCCGAACAGGACUAUCGCCAACACCACCUGCCACCUGCCACGGGCAGAUGCCAUGCACAUGUUCCGUGACCCCUCCACUGCGGACCUCCCGUGGACUGGGAUGACUUUUGGCCUGACCAUCAUGGCCACCUGGUACUGGUGCACUGACCAGGUCAUCGUGCAGCGGUCGCUGUCUGCCCGGAACCUGAACCACGCCAAAGCGGGCUCCAUCUUGGCCAGCUACCUCAAGAUGCUGCCCAUGGGCCUGAUCAUCAUGCCGGGCAUGAUCAGCCGUGCACUAUUUCCAGAUGACGUGGGCUGUGUCGUGCCCUCCGAGUGCCUGCGGGCCUGCGGGGCCGAGAUUGGCUGCUCCAACAUCGCCUAUCCCAAGCUGGUCAUGGAACUGAUGCCCAUCGGUCUGCGGGGACUGAUGGUCGCAGUGAUGAUGGCGGCGCUCAUGUCGUCGUUGACCUCCAUCUUCAACAGCAGCAGCACACUCUUCACCAUGGACAUCUGGAGGCGGGUGCGGCCCCAGGCAGGCGAGCGGGAGCUGCUACUGGUGGGACGGCUGGUCAUUGUGGUGCUCAUCGGCGUUAGCCUGGCCUGGAUCCCCAUCCUGCAGGGCUCCAACGGUGGGCAGCUCUUCAUCUACAUGCAGUCAGUGACCAGCUCCCUGGCCCCCCCAGUGACUGCGGUCUUCACCUUGGGCAUCUUCUGGCGGCGUGCCAAUGAGCAGGGGGCCUUCUGGGGCCUGAUGGCAGGGCUGGCAGUGGGUGCCACAAGGCUGGUGCUGGAAUUCCUCUACCCGGCUCCGCCCUGUGGUGUGGCCGACGUGCGGCCUGCCAUCCUUCGAAGUUUCCACUACCUGCACUUUGCCAUCGUCCUCUUCGCCCUCAGUGGAGCCGUGGUGGUGGUUGGGAGCCUGCUGACACCACCACCCCAGGGAGCUCAGAUCCAGAACCUCACCUGGUGGACUCUAGCUCCGGACCAGCUCCCGGGAGUCAAAGCAGGUGAUGCCCAGAAACAUGCUUUCUGGACCCGUGUCUGUGGCUUUAACGCCAUCCUUCUCAUGUGCGUCAACAUCUUUUUCUAUGCUUACUUUGCCUGACCGAGGUCCGGGUGGGAAGGUGGGAGUGCUCGGGGCCCUGGGCCCCCUCCCUAAUGAGGACACCAAGGCCACAGAGGGUGAAUCCCUCACGUCUGCAUGGCAGCCAGGUCAGUGCCAGGGACUGGCCCUGCCAGCAAAGCAGAACCCUGAAAAAUCAGGGAGGGAAUGGGAGAAAAGAAUGUGACACUUCAAAAGUGGUAGUCGUAAGUGGAAAGAAAAUUAGAUUUCUGAUGGAUGUCCUCAAA